AUGGGAAAGAGCAAGGUUCUGGUUGUGGGGGGUACUGGUUAUAUUGGUAGGAGAAUAGUAAAAGCAAGUUUAGAACAAGGUCAUGAAACCUAUGUUCUGCAACGUCCAGAUAUAGGAAUCAAUACUGAGAAAGUGCAAACGCUUCUUUCAUUCAAGAAACAAGGUGCUCAUCUUGUGGAAGGUUCUUUUUCUGAUCAUCAAAGUUUGGUAGAUGCUGUGAAACUAGUUGAUGUUGUUAUUUGCACUAUGUCUGGUGAUCAUUAUCCAUCACAUAAUUUGUUGAUGCAACUCAAACUUGUUGACGCUAUCAAGGAUGCUGGAAAUGUUAAGGUAUGUACUCAGAUCAUUUUUUUAUAG
Molecule: messenger RNA, 357 nt
Organism: Lathyrus sativus (Indian pea)
Lineage: Eukaryota; Viridiplantae; Streptophyta; Magnoliopsida; Fabales; Fabaceae
Source: the annotation of a GenBank genome assembly